CCACCCCCGCCGCCGGAGGGGAACCGGCCGCCGCGGCUGCUGGGGCCGGCGGGGUCGGUAGUCGUCAUGGAGUACCCGUGGGAUGAUCUGACUCUGGCCUUCUCCCGCACGUCCAUGUUUCCCUUUUUUGAUAUCGCCCACUACCUGGUGUCGGUGAUGGCGCUGAAGCAGCGGCCAGGAGCAGUGGCUGUGGCCUGGAAUAACCCCCUGUCUAGCUGGCUGAGUGCUAUGCUCCAUUGCUUUGGUGGAGGAAUUUUAUCCUGUAUACUGCUUGCAGAGUCUCCAUUGAAGUUUCUUACAAACCACACUAAUAUUUUACUGGCAUCUUCAAUCUGGUAUAUUGUAUUCUUUUGCCCUCGUGACCUAGUUUCCCAGGGUUAUUCAUAUCAACCUAUUCAGUUCCUGGCUGCGGGAAUGAAGGAAAUGACCCGAACGUGGAAAAUAGUAGGCGGAGUCUCGCAUGCUAAUAGCUAUUACAGAAAUGGCUGGAUAGUCAUGAUAGUUGUUGGAUGGGCCCGAGGUGCGGGCGGUGCUGUCAUCAUAGCUUGUGAACAGUUGUUAAAAGGAGACUGGAAACCAGAAGCUGAUGAAUGGCUGAAGAUGUCCUUCCCCUGCAAGGUAACCCUGCUGGGGUCAAUUAUGUUCACCUUCCAGCACACCAGGCAUCUGGCAAUAUCAAAGCAUGAUCUCAUGUUCCUUUACACUAUCUUCCUCGUGACCAUAAAGGUAACCAUGAUGAUGACAAAGGAUACUGCUGUGACUCUCACUACCUUUGAGGACACCCUGACUCGGAUGUUGUUUGGCCGGCGGCAGCAGCAGCAGCAGUUUUCAUUGAGUGAAAAGAAAACUGAAGUCAAACCGUCUUCCAAUGGUUCUGCCUCAAGUGCAUCUAAGCAGGGAGCAGAGCCUUCGGGUGGUACUAAGAGACACGCCAAGAAAGAAGACUGAGGAUCGUCCCUGGGCUUCGGAGGCAAAAAGAAAGAGUUACUUAUCUCUCGGAGUGUGUUGUAGUUCUGUGUAAAUGAUGUGAAAUAACGCUUAUGUGUGGGAUGGAGGAGACAAAAGGGGGAAGUGCUUUGUUUCAGGGACACCACUCGCUCUGCUGGUUGUAACUCUUGGGGUCACGAGUGUAUCAUGUGAAUUUAUUUUUCUGGUGUAAGAGAUUCUCAUAAUUAUUUGGAUAGUUUUAUAUUGAUAAAAGAAUAAUUUUUUAAAUGUUACAAAAAGUUCACUUGUUACUGCAAAAUUCUAAGAAUUUAACAAAAAAUUCAGUAUUUUUUUUUUACUUUUUGAAUGACUAUAAUUGUGUUUUAAUUCUGCAGAAUUAAACUUUUACUUCAUAUUUACAAUAUAAUUCCUGUAUAUAGAAGACAAUUCCUAUUUAAUUUUGAACACAGAGAACUUUUCCUAAAUACUUUUUAACCUAAAAUAAACUAAUAGUGU
Molecule: messenger RNA, 1443 nt
Organism: Mus pahari (shrew mouse)
Lineage: Eukaryota; Metazoa; Chordata; Mammalia; Rodentia; Muridae
Gene: Tmem38b
Product: transmembrane protein 38B
Exons: 6
Coding region: 67-948 (293 amino acids)
Biological process (GO): potassium ion transmembrane transport
Cellular component (GO): membrane
Molecular function (GO): potassium channel activity; identical protein binding
Source: RefSeq, a predicted model, not a curated record